GUUAACAGCGUUACGCCCCCACCCCUCGUCUCUCUCACUGGAGCUUUGACUUCCAGCAAACACCAAUAAUAAUAAUACUUGCUCAUACAUCUCUCUUUAAUUCUACACAUACCAUUCAUACAUACAGAUACACAUUACGCUUUGCACCGGUACUGUUUAUAAGAGUCCGAUCGCUUCAUCCUCUGAUUUCCGUACUACUUCCUUGUUCCGUGAUUCCGUGAAGUUGAAGAUUGCAGGCACACCCAUUUCUCGAACUUCUCCGCUUCUUCUGCGCUUCACACUGGUUAGUUCAAGUGGCAAGAAUUGUGUGCUGUAGUUUGAGUUUGGAAUUUAGUACUGGUUUGCGGAGAUUAUAUGGGAAUGUCGAGGCAUGAACUAUAGACUUGAAAUAUGGGGUGUGUUUUGGGCCGGGAGACCUCGUCCGGCAUAGUAUCUGGAGGGAAGGAAGAUAGGAGAGUUGAUAAUUAUGACAGGAGGAGUAAGACUACAAGUUUUGAGUCUACUACUGAGACCGACGAGACUUCAGGGGUCAGCAAGGUAGAUGCAGUAAAUGGUUCUGCUGAAGAUAAAGAUGGUGGUGAUGUGAGUAAAAGGGAGGAAAGGAUAGAUGGUGAUGGAAGAUCUAAGAGGAGGUCUAAGCCAAACCCGAGGUUGAGUAAUCCACCUAAGCACAAACACGGUGAGCAGGUUGCUGCUGGAUGGCCAUCCUGGCUUUCAGCUCAUGUUGGGGAAGCAAUAGAGGGCUGGCUUCCUCGACGUGCUGACACUUUUGAAAAAAUUGAUAAGAUCGGUCAAGGAACAUACAGCAAUGUAUACAAAGCAAGGGAUACGAUAACAGGAAAAAUUGUUGCGUUAAAGAAAGUGCGCUUUGACAAUUUAGAACCAGAGAGCGUGCGGUUCAUGGCAAGAGAAAUAAUCAUUCUUCGGCGUCUUGACCAUCCCAAUGUUAUAAAAUUGGAAGGUUUGGUUACAUCAAGAAUGUCAUGUAGUCUGUACCUUGUAUUUGAGUAUAUGGAGCAUGAUUUGGCUGGACUUGCUGCAAGUCCAGAUAUUAAGUUCUCGGAAGCCCAGGUGAAAUGCUACAUGCAUCAGCUUUUGUCUGGACUUGAGCAUUGUCACAAUCGUCAUGUGCUCCACCGUGACAUUAAGGGGUCAAAUCUUUUGCUGGACAAUUCAGGGAUACUCAGAAUUGCUGAUUUUGGGCUGGCUACUAUUUUCGAUCCUGGCCAUAAGCACCCAAUGACUAGUAGAGUGGUCACACUCUGGUAUAGACCACCUGAGCUUCUUUUGGGUGCAACUGAUUAUAGUGUGGGUAUUGAUUUAUGGAGUGCAGGGUGCAUUUUAGCAGAAUUAUUGGCCGGAAAGCCUAUUAUGCCUGGUCGUACAGAAGUAGAGCAACUACAUAAGAUAUAUAAGUUAUGUGGUUCACCAUCUGAUGAAUAUUGGAAGAAGUCUAAGUUGCCUAAUGCAACAUUAUUCAAGCCACGAGAGCCAUACAAGCGAUGCAUUAGAGAGACAUUUAGAGAUUUUCCUGCAUCAUCGUUGCCACUAAUAGACACACUGCUUGCAAUUGAUCCAGCAGAACGUAGGACUGCAACUGAUGCAUUGCAUAGUGAGUUCUUCUCCACAGAACCUUAUGCUUGUGACCCCUCUAGUCUCCCAAUAUACCCUCCAACCAAAGAGAUGGAUGCGAAACGACGUGAUGAUGAGGCUCGAAGGCUAAGGGCAACUAACAAAGCUCAGGGUGAUGGCACUAAAAGAUCGCGUCAUCGUGACCGUGCUGUUCGUGCAAUUCCUGCACCUGAUGCCAAUGCUGAACUUCAAGCUAACAUUGAUCGGCGACGCCUCAUUACUCAUGCAAAUGCAAAGAGCAAGAGCGAGAAGUUCCCACCACCACACCAGGAUGGAGGACUUGGUGUUCCUUUGGGGGCCUCGCAUCAUAUUGAUCCUUCACUUGUACCUGCAGAUGUGCCUUUCAGUUCAACCUCAUUCACAUACUCCAAGGAACCAGUCCAGAACUGGUCUGGUCCUUUAGUAGAGCCUGCCACUGCUGGUGGUGGAAGGCGGAAGAAGCACGCUGCAGCUGAUGUCAGGGAUGGCAGAAAACAAUUUCCAGGGAGAAGAAGAUAGAUUGUGAGUAAUUCUGGAUUAUAAGAGACAAACUGAGCCUCUUCAGGAAAUCCAGAAAGAGAGAGUCUGGCCUACUCAGUGUCGCCAAGGCCUUGAAAACCUAUACAACAAGUCACCAAGGCCAUUUAGUAUGUGCUCACUCUAAAUAUAUAUUUUUCACAAAUAUUUUCCCUUUUUCACAGCUGUAGAAAUCAAUCUGUUUGGACAUGACUGCUCAAUUGUUUCGGAGCCAAGCUGCUUCCAUUGUCUAUGUUUCAUUAGCAUUAAAGAUCCUUGUGCAAUGAUUUACUAAUUACAUUUACUUGACAGUUUAGUAAAUUUUGAUUCUUAACACCUCCAAAUCUCGG
Cuscuta epithymum is the source of this 2477-nucleotide messenger RNA. The record is from the annotation of a GenBank genome assembly. NCBI's taxonomy places the organism in Eukaryota, Viridiplantae, Streptophyta, Magnoliopsida, Solanales, Convolvulaceae.